Messenger RNA from Camellia sinensis, 1829 nucleotides. The record is from RefSeq and is a predicted model, not a curated record. NCBI's taxonomy places the organism in Eukaryota, Viridiplantae, Streptophyta, Magnoliopsida, Ericales, Theaceae.
GUCAAAGUGCAAAUGGUAAAUGAUAAUUCUGUUUGAAUUUACAAAGUUCAAUUUGCAUUACUUGCUGUUUGUAACUUCUGAUAAAUGAAGUGAAGAAGCCGAAAAAUGAAGUUCUGAUAAAUGAAGUUCAAUUUGCAUUAGCCCAGAUGAAGAGGUAAGGCCAAUAAUAGUCUAGUAGAUAUUGCUAAUUUUACAUCUGUUUUUUCAUUUAUUUCUUUUACUCAAAAAAGUGUUUGGAAUUUCAUUCUGAUUAAUUUUAAAAUAAAUGUAAAUUUGUCCUACAUAUACUAAAUAAGAAAUAUUAAACCUAAGCCCUCAGGUGGAUUUAAGCUUUUUUUUUUUUUAAAUUUUAAAGUUGAUUAAAUCCAUUCAUAGAUAAAUAAUGGAUGACAGAAAAUUAUUCUAUAGUGCAUUAAGAGCUAUGGAAUAAAUAAUCUCCCAUAUUCCAACCAUCUUGACUUUUUUUUAUUUUAUUUUAUUAAAAAGGAUUAGUAGCUCUAUUCCUUAAUAACUUUGAAAUCUGUGACUGUAAAUGAAUAUAAUAGUAACUAAGCCUUUUAAUGGGUAGGUAUUUUGGAGAUGAAUAACAGUGAUAGCGAAUGGAAUGAUGAUUACCAUGAUGAAGAUACUGAAGAUGAAGGCAGCACAUUGGAAAAUCAACAACAUAACAUGCUCUUAGCUACGGCGGCAACAGUUGCAGUGACAUAUGCGACAAAUUAUUUGGUAAAAGAACCAUGUAGGACAUCUAGUUUAACAGGGGGGAAGUGGAUGGUAGAAUUACAAGAUGGGAAUCGGACAAGAAUAUUUGAAAAUUUUCGAAUGGAAAGAGAGGUAUUUUAUCAAUUGUGUGAUUUGUUACAUACAAAGUAUGGCCUUGAAACUGGACGAAAAGUCUCGGUUCAGAAGCAGGUUGCAAUAUUUUUGUAUAUUGUUGGCGGUGACAUACGAAACAGAAAUGCCCAAGAAAGAUUUCAACAUUCUGGCGAGACUAUUUCAAAGUACUUCAAGAAUGUGUUAAAAGCUGUUACAAGGAUGUCUAUUGAUUGGGUAAAGCCUCAACCAAGAAAUGGUGUGCAUCCAUAUAUUCGAAGGAAGCGCAAACAUUAUCCUCAUUUCAAGGAUUGUAUUGGAGCAAUUGACGGAACACACAUCAAAGCAUAUAUAUCUCCAGAUAACCAACCUCGUUUAAUAGGUAGAAAGGGGUAUGCAACUCAAAACAUAAUGGCCGCAUGUGACUUUGAUAUGUGUUUCACCUUUUGCUUAUCAGGAUGGGAAGGAAGUGCACACGAUACUCGGAUCUUCUUGGAUACAAUUAGGAAUCCUAGUUAUAAUUUUCCAAAACCACAAGGAGAUGAGUUUUACUUGGUAGAUGCUGGGUAUCCAAACAUGAAAGGAUAUCUUGCACCUUACAAAGGAGAGAGAUAUCAUCUAGCUCAAUUUGAACAUGGUCAACCCCCUCAAAAUGCACAAGAAAAAUUCAACCAAGCACAUUCAUCACUUAGAAGUGUAAUAGAAAGAACGUUUGGCGUUUGGAAAGUAAGAUGGCCGAUGAUAAAGGAUAUCCCACCAAACUACAGUUGGGCGACCCAAGUCAAACUUGUUUGUGCAACAAUGGCAAUUCAUAAUUUCAUCCGACGCAGUGAGUUCCGCGAUAUUGCAUUUGACUCUUAUGAUAGAUUCGCGAAUUAUGUGCCUAAUGAAGAAGAAGGAUCUUCAUCUCAACAAGCACGCCAUGGAAAUGAUGUUGACUGUGAUGACACUGAGAUGGAACUGAGGAGACAUAAUAUUUGUAUGUCAAUUUGCCGACGAAAUUAGGAGAUCUUUAAAUA